AUGGCUAAGGUGUAUGACAGGGUCUCAUGGAAAUAUUUGUUACAUGUUCUAAGGAAUAUGAGAUUCUCAGAACACUUCAUCAACAUGGUGUGGAAUUUGGUGUCAAAUAAUUGGUAUUCAGUAUUGGUUAAUGGGCAUUCCUCAGGGUUCUUCAAGUCUACAAGGUGUGUGAAGCAAGGGGAUCCACUAUCUUUAGCCUUGUUCAUACUAUCAGCUGAGGUGCUAUCUAGAUCAUUGAACAAGCUCUUUGAAGAUAAAUCUUUUGUUGGAUUUGGGAUGCCAAAGUGGUCUGAUCCUUUGAAUCACUUAGCUUAUGUUGAUGAUACCAUAAUUUUCGCUUCUGCUCAUCCUCCAUCAUUGAGCAAGAUUAUGGCAGUGUUGGAAAACUAUGAGAAGAUAUCGGGUCAAAUGAUCAAUAAAGCUAAGAGCUCCUACUAUAUGUACUCUAAAGUGGCACAUGAUUAUUUCAGGCAGUAG
Molecule: messenger RNA, 477 nt
Organism: Nicotiana attenuata
Lineage: Eukaryota; Viridiplantae; Streptophyta; Magnoliopsida; Solanales; Solanaceae
Exons: 1
Coding region: 1-477 (158 amino acids)
Source: RefSeq, a predicted model, not a curated record